Molecule: messenger RNA, 948 nt
Organism: Suillus paluster
Lineage: Eukaryota; Fungi; Basidiomycota; Agaricomycetes; Boletales; Suillaceae
Product: flavoprotein-like protein
Exons: 6
Coding region: 172-879 (235 amino acids)
Molecular function (GO): NAD(P)H dehydrogenase (quinone) activity; FMN binding
Source: RefSeq, a predicted model, not a curated record
AGACGCCCCGCAUACUGUUCUAUUUCUCAUGAGGCACACUGUACCAGUCAGCGUCGCCUGGUUCCGUGAUAUCGAGCGUUAUCUCGCUUCACGUUGCCUUUGAAUGACGGACAUGAACGCUGUAACGCUGUCAAGCUGAGUCAGUGACAUAUCAAUUUCAUUUUGCCAUCGAUGGUAAGGCAGGACAACACAAUACAAAUACCAGCCAGAGGUCCUAUAGUACCUUUCUCUCAUAUCCUCCUGGUGACUCAACUGCUAGUAGCCAUGGCUGAAUCUCCUAAAGUCGCCAUCAUCAUUUACUCGAUGCACGGCCAUAUCGCAAAGAUGGCUGAGUCCGUCAAGAGUGGUGUCGAGGCUGCUGGGGGCUCCACCACCAUUUACCAGAUCCCUGAAACAUUGUCAGACGAAGUCCUCGUAAAGAUGCAUGCUUCCCCCAAACCCAGUUAUCCCAUCAUCGCGUCAAGCGAACUCAUCAAGUUUGACGCCUUUAUCUUUGGUAUCCCUACCCGUUACAGCAAUUACCCUGCCCAGUGGAAAACUUUCUGGGACGCUACUGGUGGAUUAUGGGUCAGGGGUGAAUUGGCCGGCAAAUUGGCCGGUUUCUUUGUUUCUACAGGCAGCCAAGGUGGAGGACAGGAAGCUACCGUCAUUAGCUGCCUCUCCACUCUCACCCACCAUGGAAUGAUCUUCGUUCCCCUGGGUUACAAAAACACAUUUGCACAACUCUCCAACGUGAGCGAAGUUCGUGGUGGUUCUCCUUGGGGUGCUGGCACCUUCACUGGUGCUGAUGACGCACGCCAGCCUUCAGCACUUGAGCUCGAAAUCGCUAGCCUCCAAGGCAAGGGCUUCUGGGAAGUUGUUUCCAAGUAUCAAUUCUAGGGCUAUUCAAAAUCAAUAUGUACAUGUACAACACUUGCAGAAACUUCAUAGCAGCUACAUAGAAAUGGG